This is a messenger RNA of Microstroma glucosiphilum, 1348 nucleotides long. Its product is annotated as Actin/actin-like protein. Lineage: Eukaryota; Fungi; Basidiomycota; Exobasidiomycetes; Microstromatales; Microstromataceae. Gene Ontology annotation, biological process: Arp2/3 complex-mediated actin nucleation. The transcript is spliced from 5 exons. The record is from RefSeq and is a predicted model, not a curated record. Gene Ontology annotation, molecular function: actin filament binding. Gene Ontology annotation, cellular component: actin cortical patch; Arp2/3 protein complex. The coding region runs from base 59 to 1348 and encodes 429 amino acids.
UACGCAACGCAGUAGACGAUUCGCCCCCUCAUCAGUCGCCGCACAGUAGACCCUCAGAAUGGCUGACGAGAGGCCCAUCGUCGUAGACAAUGGUACCGGAGUGAGUGCAGCCGCCAAGGGAUGCACCCACAAUCCGAAUGACAUUGCCGCACGACAUCUGAUCAUUACCUUGCUCUGCUGGGCGCCCCUUUUCCCCCCUUUACAACAGUUCGUCAAGGUCGGGUAUGCUGGUUCCAAUUUCCCAGAGCACGUCUUUGCUUCCAUCGUCGGUAGACCAAUCUUGAGAGUAGAGGAGAAGGAUGCAGGGUCCCUAGCUGCGCAGAUCAAGGACAUCAUGGUGGGAGAUGAGGCAGAGGAGCUGAGGAACUACCUUCAGAUCAACCAACCCAUGGAGCACGGUGUCGUAAAGGACUUUGGGGAUAUGAGACACGUAUGGAACUAUACCUUUGAUGAGAAGCUUCGCAUCGAUCCCGCUGGUCGCAAGAUUCUACUCACAGAACCACCCAUGAAUCCCAAGCGGAACAGGGAGGAAAUGUGUCAGAUCAUGUUCGAGGAGUAUGGAUUCGAGGGAGUGUACAUAGCAAUUCAGGCAGUCUUGACGCUCUACGCUCAAGGUCUGCAAACCGGAGUAGUCGUCGAUUCGGGAGACGGUGUGACCCACGUAGUGCCCGUCUACGAAGGCUUCGCCAUGCCCCAUCUCACAAAACGUCUCGAUGUGGCAGGACGAGAUGUGACGAGGUAUCUCAUCAAGCUGUUGCUGCUGAGAGGGUAUGCCUUUAACCGAACGGCAGACUUUGAGACGGUCAGGAAGCUCAAGGAGAAGGUCUGCUUCACCAGCUACGAUCUAGCGCUGGACAAGAAGCUGGCAGAGGAGACGACGACAUUGGUGGAGAGCUACACACUCCCUGAUGGCCGGGUGAUUAAGGUCGGCUCAGAGCGCUUCGAAGCUCCCGAGUGCAUGUUCCAGCCACACCUGGUAGACGUGGAACAACCCGGAGUGGCUGAGCUCUUGUUCAACACCAUUCAGUCGGCAGCAGUGGAUGUUCGAACAGAAUUGUACAAGCACAUUGUCCUCAGUGGUGGUAGCUCAAUGUACCCUGGUCUACCGAGUCGGUUGGAAAAGGAGAUGAAGCAGCUUUACCUCAGCAAGGUCCUCAAUGGAGAUGGCAGUCGUCUAAAGAACUUCAAGCUCCGCGUGGAAGAUCCACCACGUCGAAAGCACAUGGUCUUUCUCGGUGGUGCCGUCUUGGCCGAUAUCAUGAAGACGCGCGAGUCCUUUUGGAUUAGUCGAUCAGAGUGGUAUGAACAAGGAGUGCGGAGCUUGGAUAGAUUGGGAAGACAUGCCUAG